AUGGCAACUCCUGCCACUUUCUUGAAUCCAGCGCGAGAAGCCCAAGGCCUAGAUGACAGGGCUGCCGAUGCAUACGAGAAAGGCCAUGAUGCGGACGUUCCCUCAGAUCAAGUAGACACAUCGUCACACCUCGACAUAGAGAAAGGUGUUCCAAGCGCAGCAUCUACCAACAGCGACGAGAUGACGUUAGGAGGUGAUCCCAGGACAGAAACAGAACAAGAUCCUGAUAUAGUAGAUUGGGACGGACCAGAUGAUCCUGAGAACCCGUUGAACUGGCCCGAUAGCAAGAAAUGGACCCUAAUCGGUAUCUUGGGAAUGGUUACGCUAGUCACGCCCCUCGCAUCCUCAUUCUUCGCUCCCGGUGUUCCUCAAGUAAUGGCAACCUUUGGCGUAACUUCGAAUAUCCUCGCCGGACUCGUCGUCUCCAUCUACAUUCUCGGUUUCGCUAUCGGACCACUGAUUAUUGCUCCCAUGUCCGAGAUGUACGGCCGAUUCACCACCUAUAACGUCUGCAAUGUCUUCUUCGUAAUCUUUACUGUCGCGUGUGCUUUGAGCAACAGCAUGGGUAUGCUCAUCGCUUUUCGAAUACUAGCAGGAAUGGCUGGUGCUGCACCCUUGACGAUUGGAGGUGGAACCAUCGCCGACAUCUUUCCACAAGAGCAACGCGCAGGAGCAAUGGCCAUAUGGUCCAUGGGUCCGCUGCUAGGCCCUGUCCUGGGGCCCGUUGCCGGCGGUUUCUUGGUCAAAGCCAAAGGCUGGCGAUGGGUGUUCUGGAUCAUCGCCAUCUUCGCCGGCUUCUUCGCAAUCUGCCUGUACUUGUUCGGCCGCGAGACCUACCACCCCACCCUGCUUGCGCGCAAGACUAAGCGCCUCCAGAAAGAAACCGGAAAUAUGAACCUCCGUUCGAAACUCGACAGUGGGCUACCUCCUCGCGAGAUCUUCGCUCGCUCCAUCGUCCGUCCGAUCAAGAUGCUGAUUUUUUCGCCCAUCGUACUCCUCAUGUCGGUCUAUGUCUCUAUCAAUUACGGCAUCAUGUACCUUUUCUUCACCACCAUGACCUUCGUCUUCGAGGACACAUACCACUUCUCUUCCAGCUCCGUUGGUCUCGCCUACCUGGGCAUGGGCGUCGGCCUUAUCCUAGGUAUGGGGUACGUCGGCAAGAUGUCAGACGUCUAUGUCCGCAAGGCCCAAGCAAGCGGUGGUGCCAAACCCGAAAAUCGUCUCGAGCUUCCUCUCACAAUUCCCGGUGCCAUCCUCCUCCCUAUCGGUAUCUUUAUCUACGGCUGGACGACGGAUAAAGGUGUGCAUUGGAUUGUGCCCAUCAUAGGGACGGCGCUCGUCGGUCUCGGAAACCUUACUGGUAUGAUGACUAUUCAGACAUACCUGGUUGAUGCAUUCACCGUGCACGCCGCCUCCGCAAUCGCGGCCAACACCGUCCUCCGAUCUAUCUUCGGGGCUUUCCUCCCGCUCGCUGGCCUCGACAUGUUCGAUGCGCUAGGUCUUGGAUGGGGUAACUCACUGCUGGGCUUCAUUGCACUUGCAUUGAUUCCUGUGCCGUUGUUCUUCCGCUUCAGAGGCGAGAGUAUCCGCACGAAUCCGAAGUUUCAGGUGGCCUUGUAG
Molecule: messenger RNA, 1620 nt
Organism: Didymosphaeria variabile
Lineage: Eukaryota; Fungi; Ascomycota; Dothideomycetes; Pleosporales; Didymosphaeriaceae
Exons: 3
Coding region: 1-1620 (539 amino acids)
Biological process (GO): transmembrane transport
Molecular function (GO): transmembrane transporter activity
Source: RefSeq, a predicted model, not a curated record